This is a messenger RNA of Stegastes partitus (bicolor damselfish), 1408 nucleotides long. Its product is annotated as proteinase-activated receptor 3. The coding region runs from base 97 to 1212 and encodes 371 amino acids. Gene Ontology annotation, cellular component: plasma membrane. The record is from RefSeq and is a predicted model, not a curated record. Gene Ontology annotation, biological process: positive regulation of Rho protein signal transduction; thrombin-activated receptor signaling pathway; blood coagulation. Gene Ontology annotation, molecular function: thrombin-activated receptor activity. The transcript is spliced from 2 exons. Lineage: Eukaryota; Metazoa; Chordata; Actinopteri; Pomacentridae.
GCAGACUGAGGCGACUGAGGAAAUGAGAACAGAAACACAGACAGAGGUGGGAGCAGCAUGAGAGGCUCUAGCUGAGUGCUGUUCAUAGACAAUAAAAUGGGGAAACUUCUUGUCUUCAUCCUGGUUUUGGUCCUCUGUACAAGUGGGACGCUUCAGAAAGAAGGGAGAAGAAAGCAGAACCACACUGUGGGUGCUAUGCCCAGAUCAUUUAUAGGGCAACCUGGCAUUCAGACAGAGUUAGUCCUAAAUGCAAAUGGGACUCAAGUUAACAUUUCAGCCCCUCCAACUCUGCGGUCACUAAACAACAGCACAGUGGGCUACCUCCGCGGCCCUCUCAGCACCCGGGUCAUCCCCAUUAUUUAUCUGUUGGUGGUUGCCGUCGGGAUCCCGGCCAAUGUCUCCAUCCUGUGCCUGCUGGUGACUAAAAUUAGAAAGGUGUCCUCUGCCAUCCUCUACUGCAGCCUGGCUGUCUCCGACCUCUUCCUCCUCCUCUCCCUCUUUUUCAAGGCUCACUACCAUCUCCAUGGAAACCACUGGGUUCUUGGGGAGGCUGCCUGUCGAGUGGUCACGGCCUGUUUCUAUGGCAACCUCUACUGCUCGGCCCUGACGCUGGCUUGCAUGAGCAUCAAGCGUUACAUUGCUGUGGUGUACCCGUUCCUGUACAAACGUCUGCCCAAGAGGACGUGUACCACCUGGGUGAGCCUGGCUGUAUGGGGGCUGUUUGGUGCCGCCAUCGUCCCCGAGCUCCUCGUCCAGCAGAGCUACCGGCUGCCUGAGCUCAACAUCACCACCUGCCACGAUGUGCUGCCUCUAUACCAACGCUCUCAUCUGUUCCUGCUCUACUACAACCUGAUUCUGACCAUCCUCGGCCUUUUGGUGCCGCUGGUGGUGACGGUCGUGUGCUUCGUCCGAAUCAUCCGUGAGCUCAACCAGUCGCACCACGACUGGGCGAUGUACAUCAAGGCCAGCUCUCUGGUGUUUGCCAUCUUCCUGGUGUGCUUCAUCCCCGCCGGAGUCCUGCACUUUCUCCAUUAUCUGCAGCUGUCUGUAAAUGGGCCACAAAAUUUGUACGCGUUCUUCAACGUGGCGGUGUGUUUGUGCUGCCUCCACGCCUGCCUCGACCCCUUUCUCUUCCUGGUCAUGUCCAAGUCUGCAGGCUCCAGGCUUUACUUCAUGACUUUCAAGGGCCACACCCUGAGCAUAUCAAUCUGACAGGGUCAUACCUGUCACCAAAAACUGAGCUCUUCUUUUUGUAGCUGAUGACGAGCAAAAUGUUCUCUAUGGCUGGAAUCCAAAGAGAUCACACAGUGUUCAUUUUAUAAGCUUUCAGGUAGAAUUAUUUUUUUGAGUAUGUCUUUUUGUGUGUGUGUGUGUGUGUGUGUGUGAUUGUAUAUAGAAACCAAUAUCU